UGUCGAUCGGCGCGUGAGCUCGACCCUGAGCGCAGUACUGUGCGCCCCAGCGCAAGGAGGUCAAACGUUGCGAGUCUUCACGCGUACAAGAGGUUUCGUCAUUGGCUUACUGCAGCGUGGCUGCUUCUUUGCAUCGAGAGUGAUGAUGAUUUACUCAGCACAAUGCCUCCGACUUAGGCGGUGAGACAGACGACAGUGUUUCUAACCUUGACUGGACCUGUUCUAUCUAUACGUGGAACACAUGUUCGUUUACGAUCUACAUCACACUUCGAGAUCCAGUAACUCUCCGUCGGAUAGACAUACCGGCCGAAACUAAUCAACUGUCCCAGGCGGCGAUGUAUAAGAAGCCAUGUCCGACCGCGAAUGGAGUCUGCAUCGGCUGGUCCGGGUCUCAGUCUUCCUCUUCCUCUUCAAGCCCCAAUUCGUGGCUGCCAGGAUACGCGGUCUUUUUUAUUCCCACCCACCCCUUUCACGCCAGUUCACAACCCAUCAUUGCCUCGGUCGCCGCGCGAUGAGACUCCGCUGCUCCCUCACCAACAUCCUCGUGAUGCUUCUCAUCUCUGUAACACUUACCGCCCCUGUCGACUGGCGUGCAAGCUCCAGCCUGAGCGGGGCCCUGCAUGAUCAAGAGCAGGGAGCCCACUUGAACGUCGACACAGCUGGCUCUGACUCUGGUGGACAAGCAAAGCCAGGCACGGCCAGGAUUGGUGACUUGGAGCUCACGGAGCCUCAGAAUGGCUUCAUACUUUCCUUCUCGCAACAUUCUACGGAAGGAAUAACCACAUCGUUUCUCUCCAUGCAAUUGCUUGCGCCAUACUCAAGAAUUGAGCCCGAGUCCAAUCGCAUCUACCAGUUCGACGUACGCGGACCCAAAAAGUCGCCGAUCCUUGGUCAGAGAGGAUAUGCAGUGAAGGUUACGCAGGACACGGGCCUCACUCAGGAGCAAUUGUUAACUGCUAUGGUCAGUAAAAUGCACAUGCUUCUUGAGCGUGCCGUUAGAAUGCACAUCGUUCAUUGUCCAGGAGGCAGGUGGACCUCCGGCCCGUAGGAUACAAGGUACAGGGUAUAACUUGCUUCAGAGUCCUCCAGAAUCUCCGGAUUCACCACCGGAGGACUGGAUUGUGUGGUUCGAGUCAAAGGAAACACUAUCUGUGGAAGAGCUGGUAGCCGACGUCA
This is a messenger RNA of Rhodofomes roseus, 1176 nucleotides long. RefSeq lists its product as uncharacterized. NCBI's taxonomy places the organism in Eukaryota, Fungi, Basidiomycota, Agaricomycetes, Polyporales, Fomitopsidaceae. The transcript is spliced from 4 exons. The coding region runs from base 350 to 1048 and encodes 232 amino acids. The record is from RefSeq and is a predicted model, not a curated record.